AUGCUCGGCGAACGGGUCAAACGACGAGAGCGUUGGUUGGGACAUGAUCAGCUGGUGGUUAUGGGAGUGACUUUGGAGGUCAGGGAGAACGCGAUGGAGGGAGACGAUGCUGGUGAAAUUUCCAGCUUCAUAAAGGUCUCACUGAGCCCCGAUAUAAAGCCGGUGUUGAUUUGCGUGGGCAGAACAGUCCUGAUAACAGAUCCCUGCUUCACGGAAGCGGGAGGAACUAUUGUCACAUGCAUUCUCAAUGCCCCUCUCCGUCUCGUGGAAACACAAGGUAGAUCAGUCUAA
Messenger RNA from Heterobasidion irregulare TC 32-1, 291 nucleotides. RefSeq lists its product as uncharacterized. The transcript has a single exon. Lineage: Eukaryota; Fungi; Basidiomycota; Agaricomycetes; Russulales; Bondarzewiaceae. The coding region runs from base 1 to 291 and encodes 96 amino acids. The record is from RefSeq and is a predicted model, not a curated record.